AUGGUAAUCUGUAAAGUGCGAUUGAAUAGAUUUAAAGCGAAACUCCCGGCGACUGAUCUCGAGGCGCGACAGACCUAUAAUUCUAGAGUUCAGUCAAGAGUUGACGACCAAAAGAGUGAUACAGAAGAGUCUAAGGCUGAGGAAGAGAUACAAAAUGAUGGCGAAACUGUUGCCGAAGAGAUCAAAACACCGGAAUUAUUGCCAUCCGAACCAAUAGAUCCAUCGAAAGUGGCCAAAGAGGUGCAGACAAUCACCAGUGAAGUGACACAACAUGUGAACGGGAAUCAGAUUCAGGUGAAGACACACACUCACACCACAACCAUUCAGCGACCGCUUCAUCCGUCGGAGUUUGACACGGAUUUAAUCGCACCGACAGUUCCGGUGGAGGCCAACGACUUGGACGCCACGUCGGUUCAGGAGACGCCACCACUAGUGGUCUCGCGAACGUAUUCAGUGACCGAACGGAGUAUGAGAACCACUGUUAUCCCUGUGUUUGACGGCACGUCUACCGCCAGCCAUACCGUAACCGAAAGUUAUUUCAUUCGCAAAUUGAUUACCGUCUAUAAGACUCUUCCGCCCGGAGAUAUGUUUCUUCUGGAAACGGCGAGCAAUGCGUUCAACGAUACAAAUUUCGGAAACGAUUUGUCGGCCGCCGAACAAAGUAUUCCUUCUCUAUACGAAGGCGCGAUUGAGAUAACCGAUGAGCCCGACAACGAGUUAGUGAGCGCCACACCCGUCGCUCAAUCGGUAUCGGUUCCUACUUUGGAGCCGAACCCUAAUAUGGGCUUUUUGGCCAACAACCAGUUGCCGCAGUUUGAUGUGAAUAACCCGCUAUUCCUGGCGGCCGCUCUCCAGAACCCGCAGUUGGCGGCCGUAUAUCUCGGUUUACAACAACUGAAACAACAGCAACAACAACAACAACAGGCGCCCCAAUACAGCACAAUCACUAAACCGACCACUUAUGUGACCACAGAUACGGUGUACAACACAAAAGUGGUCAGCUUUUAUGACGGCCGCUCCACCCGUUCCCGAACUAUU
This is a messenger RNA of Medioppia subpectinata, 1038 nucleotides long. Lineage: Eukaryota; Metazoa; Arthropoda; Arachnida; Sarcoptiformes; Oppiidae. The record is from the annotation of a GenBank genome assembly.